Molecule: messenger RNA, 2975 nt
Organism: Spodoptera litura
Lineage: Eukaryota; Metazoa; Arthropoda; Insecta; Lepidoptera; Noctuidae
Gene: Vlg
Product: vasa-like
Molecular function (GO): ATP binding; RNA helicase activity; nucleic acid binding
Source: RefSeq, a predicted model, not a curated record
UUUUAUUGGCUUCCGCCAUUGCUUGCUGCUGGCGUUUGGCGUAAUUGGCGGCUGCUGUCUUUGUUCAAUUCUAAUUCGGAUAGUUGAGUUUGUUACUACGCAAAUUACAAAUAUAAAAUGGAUGAUGAAUGGGAUGAUUGCUGUGCUGAUGUGGGUGUAGUAUCAAACAACCACUCGAAUAUUGACGAAGGACACAGUCUCUCUAGAGGAAGGGGAUUCCCAUCGUUUAAUGAAAAUGAAUAUGAUGACUGUAAAGUAGGCAGUGAUGACUUUGGAGAACGACGGGGUCGUGGUGGACGAGGCGGGGGCCGCGGUAGAGGAGGGAGGGGCGGACGCGGCGGCGGGCCCGGCAGGGAGCCAAGGGACUAUGAAAAUGGCGACGGUGACGAUAGACGGGAUCGUGGGGAGCGUGGACGCGGGCGAGGCCGCGGGGGGCGCGGUGGUGGCAGAGGUGGUGGCGUCAGUGGAGAUGGCCCAACUGAACUUGGCGAGGAUGGAGAACCUAAGAAGCCCCCAGUCACAUAUGUCCCGCCUGAACCCACAGAGAAUGAACAAGAGAUCUUCAGCAGCACUAUAAGCUCUGGCAUUAACUUUGACAAAUUUGACUGCAUUGCUGUUAAAGUCAGCGGUGAAAAUCCUCCACGCGCUGUCGAAAGCUUCGAGACUGCCAAUCUGCGAAAGUAUGUGGUGGACAACAUUCUCAAGGCUGGGUACAAGAAACCGACGCCUAUUCAAAAACACGCUAUUCCCAUCAUAAUGGGUGGGCGAGAUCUCAUGGGAUGUGCCCAAACUGGAUCUGGAAAGACGGCUGCUUUCCUUCUGCCAAUCAUAAACACACUACUGCAAGAUGAAAGAGAACUUGUUGUGGGACCAGGUGGAUGCGCUCAACCACAAGUCGUCAUAGUGUCACCUACUCGAGAGUUGACACUGCAAAUCUUCAAUGAAGCAAGGAAGUUCUCUUAUGGAUCGAUACUUAAAAUUGCCGUCGCUUACGGUGGAACGGCAGUUCGUCAUCAAGGCGAUAACAUCUCUAGAGGCUGCCACAUCCUCGUGGCUACUCCGGGCCGUCUCCAUGACUUCGUGGACCGCAACCGUGUGUCCUUCGAUAGCAUCCGCUUUGUGGUACUUGAUGAAGCAGAUCGCAUGCUGGAUAUGGGUUUCAUACCCAGUGUUGAAAAAAUGAUGGACCACCCUACCAUGGUCCCGAUUAAAGAAAGACAGACGCUUAUGUUUUCGGCGACAUUCCCAGAAGACAUCCAGCACUUGGCUGGCAGGUUCUUGAACAAUUACUUGUUCGUCGCCGUCGGUAUCGUGGGAGGCGCUAGCACGGAUGUUGAACAAAUAUUCCAUCAAGUCACCAAAUAUGAAAAACAAACAACAUUGAAGAAGCUGAUUGAAGAAAAUGAUGGCAAGCGCAUUCUAGUAUUUGUUGAGACGAAGCGCAACGCAGAUUUCAUAGCAGCGAUGUUAUCUGAGCAACAAAUGUUGACGUCAUCGAUUCACGGUGACCGUAUGCAGCGUGAACGCGAGGAAGCCCUCGACAACUUCAAGAGUGGCAGACAUUGCAUCCUUGUUGCCACUGCUGUAGCUGCCAGAGGACUUGAUAUAAAGAAUGUUGACAUAGUAGUCAACUAUGAUUUGCCAAAGAGUAUUGACGAGUAUGUGCACAGGAUUGGUAGAACCGGUCGUGUGGGCAACAGAGGCAAAGCAGUAUCUUUCUAUGAUGGUGAUCAAGACAUGCAACUAGCGCCUGACUUGGCGAAGAUCCUCAAACAGGCAGAUCAAACUGUACCUGACUUCCUGCAAGGAGGUGGCACUGCCUCUUACAAGGGCAACAAAUAUGGUGGCAGUGAUAUUCGAGACUUCAAUACUGCUGUGUCAGCCGUUGAUCAAGGCCUGGAGCCUGAAGAAGAAUGGUAAAUUUAAGGGACUUCUUGAUAUUACUUUCGCCAGUGCGCGUAUAAACAGUGAUUUUUGUUUAGUUUUCUUUUGGUGCAUGUGAAUAGCCAGUGGCGCUUAUGCGACAAUCUUAAUUACUUCCUGGUGAAGUUAAUCCGAAUUUGUUCCCAGUUUUAGAAAUAGUUAUUACUCUUAAUUUAGCAGGCCUCAUUAUUAUAAGACUGUACAUUAUAAUAAAAAACUAGUAUUAUUCAUGUGUAUGUAAUAAUUUUAAGUUUCCUACGAUUUGAUCAAGCUAUAAUAACAUUAAAUUUUGCAUAAGUUCCAUUGCUAUUAACACAAUUUGUUACACUUGUUAUAAUUCUUCAUUUUAUUAUUUAGCAAUUAAGUUUGUUUCCAUUAUUUUUUUUAGAUAUUUAGUGUUUUUGUUUUUCGUGUGUUGCUUCCAUACCUAAGUUUAGGUAGCUACCAAUCUUUGAAAUAAAGGUAACAAAAUUAAAACUGGCUGAUCUGUGAUGUUAUAAAUGUAGAGUUGCUCACUUUAAAUUUUAAAAUAAAAUAGUCUAUAAAUACAUACCUAGUUAUAGGCCACAAAUAAUUAUAAGUCUACUUCUAUGUGAUGUAACCUCGAGAUUCAUUUCUUAUAAGAGACUUUCAGUUGCAAUUGGGUGGAAAUGGAGUAAAAUCUUGAAUCUCGAUAAAAGCAUAUAAAUUACUUAACUAAAAGUUAUUGUUUAAUACACUGUAAGUGUCUAGGCAGUCCUUUGCCUAAAAAUUUUUGUUCUGUACAAAACCUGACCUUGAAACUUUAGAAGAAUAAAAUUUGUAAUCUGUGAUGAUUAUUAAUAUAAGUAGAAUAGGUUCACAUUUCAUACACCCGACGCCAUAAAACAUUUCAGUUCAAACGUGUAACAGUUUUUUAGCCAUCAUAUCAAUACUCGAUAAUUGAUUUUCAAGUACAGUGUACCUUGUAUUUUCUAUUUCAUUGUAACAACAUAUUUUUAAUGUUGCAGUAGAAGACAAAAACCAAGAAUUCAUUAGACUUAAGACAUUAUUAAUAAAAGAUGUAAUAAGAA